CAUAAAGUAAAAGAAAAAAAUAUAUAUAGAAUAGAGAGAGGAAAAGCAAAAGAGGUGGUCUUUCUCUCGCACGGAUCCCAAUGGUAUGCAGGAAGGAUGCCAGCAUUGUUUGCUGUAAACUCAUUCUUUUUGUAUAAGUUUAAAGGAAGUUGCUUUGUUCUCCUUUAGAAAUCUUUUCAGAGUGAAGGGCAGAUAAAGAACAUCUCGGAUAAAUUUUUAUUUAACAAAUUUAUCUAGUGAUCAGUUUGUGCUUUUGCUAGUUGCUACCUUUUGAUUUGAUUUAUUAUAAAUAUAUACUCCUUGUGUGUAUAUCUAUAUAGAUUCUGUUUCUAUAGAAACCACAACUAGGAAAUUAUAAAAACACAAAAAGAAAAGAAAAGUAAAGAAAACACUCUACACCUUUCUUACUUCAUUCCACUUACCUUGUUAUUAGUUUUCAAAAAUGGAGGGAACGCAAAGUAUUAUGAUUAGUUUUCAAUCUCCCCAAUGAUUCAGUAAGCUUUAGCGAUCCCUUUUUCUUUAUUCCAAGUGUGAAAGUGUGUUCGAUACUUAGAAAAAAAAAAUGAAGUCCAUGAUCAACAACAACAACGAACACAAUGACGACAACAAAAACACUAACAACAACUGGUUGGGUUUCUCUCUUUCACCUCACAUGAACACAACCACUACAACAUCAACAAUGGAAGGUGCACCACCUUCCGAAGCUUCGCAUCACCCUUCUUCUUCUUCUUCAUCAAACCCCACUACUUAUUUCAACCUCCCUUCGCAUUUCAACUACCCAAACAUUUAUUGUCAUGGAGUCGAAGGUGAAAAUGGAAGUGGGCUUUACUCUGGUUUCCCUAUCAUGCCCCUUAAGUCCGAUGGUUCCCUUUGCUUAAUGGAAGCCAUCACCAGAUCACAAUCACAAGGAAUGGUUAGUUCGACUCCACCAAAACUUGAGAAUUUUUUCGGUGGUGUAACAAUGGGGACCCCUGACUUCGACAGAGGAGGAGCUACAAUGGCUCUUGGUUUAGAUAGUAGUACAAUGUACUACAACCAAAAUCCUGAUCAUCAUGAGACUCUACAACACAACCAUAGGCAUCACCAACACCAGAUUCAAACCCAACACUACCCAGAUUACUCCGGUUUCAGAGCUUUGUACCAAACAGUACAACAAGAGGAAGUCAAAGAGGACCAGAAUAUCGUUUCAGAUACUUGUAACCUUCAUCUACCGAGUAUCGGAGAAGAUGACGACAUCACUGGUAUGAAGAACUGGAUUUCAAGAAACUAUCAUUCCGGCGUUGCUUCCGGCGAUCAUGGUGGUGGUGGUGGCGGUGGCGGUGGUUAUGGUGAUUUACAGUCGCUUAGUUUGUCAAUGAGCUUCGGAAAUUGCUCGCAGUCAACCCCUUGUGUCACUGGAUCGCAUUCACAGCAACAAAUCAUACCUCCUCCUAAUGUCGCUGAUUGCGUCGUUUUGGAUACGAAGAAACGAGGUUCUGAGAAAGUGGAUCAACAGAAGCAGAUUGUUCAUAGAAAGUCGUUGGAUACCUUCGGUCAAAGAACCUCGCAGUAUCGAGGUGUUACAAGGCAUAGAUGGACUGGAAGAUAUGAAGCGCAUUUGUGGGACAACAGUUGCAAGAAAGAGGGCCAAAGUAGGAAGGGAAGACAAGUUUAUCUGGGUGGUUAUGAUAUGGAAGAGAAAGCUGCUAGAGCGUAUGAUUUAGCAGCACUUAAAUAUUGGGGUCCUGCGACUCACAUAAAUUUUCCGUUGGAAAACUAUGAACACGAAGUUGUGGAAAUGAAGAACAUGUCGAGACAGGAAUAUGUAGCUCACUUAAGAAGGAGAAGCAGUGGUUUCUCUAGAGGUGCCUCAGUCUAUAGAGGAGUAACAAGACACCAUCAACAUGGUCGAUGGCAAGCUAGGAUCGGCCGUGUGGCAGGGAACAAAGAUCUUUACCUUGGCACAUUCAGCACUCAAGAGGAGGCUGCUGAGGCUUACGAUGUAGCUGCUAUCAAGUUUCGUGGCGUGAAUGCAGUUACGAAUUUUGAUAUUUCAAGGUAUAACGUUGAAAAGAUUAUUGCGAGUAAUACCCUUUUAGCAGGAGAGUUAGCUAGGCGAACCAAAGUAGACCCCACAAACGAGCUCUUGUGUGAACAACCACUUAUUAAUGGCGAACCUAAAACCAUGUCAAGUGAGCCCACCAUAAACAGGAACAUGUUGGACUGGAAAAUGACACUUUAUGAUCAGAAUGGAAGUAGUAAUGGAGUCGGAAUCGAGGGAGAUGAGUCAUCUAAACUUGGAACACAUUUGUCGAAUGCUUCUUCAUUGGUGACAAGUUUGAGUAGCUCGAGAGAAGAUAGCCCUGAAAGAAACAAUAAUAAUAGUAAUAAUAAUAAUAAUCUUCCGAUGGUUCUUGAAACGCCGCCGUCGGCUUCCAACUUUCUUGGUGGUUCAUCGGGUGGUGGAGUUGAUGCAUGGAUUCCGACAGCAGCGAAUCAGAUGAGGCCACAUAUUCCUGUUUUUGCUGCAUGGACGGAUGCAUGA
Molecule: messenger RNA, 2524 nt
Organism: Lactuca saligna
Lineage: Eukaryota; Viridiplantae; Streptophyta; Magnoliopsida; Asterales; Asteraceae
Source: the annotation of a GenBank genome assembly